CCGAGGACGACGACGUCAGUGGUGGCUGGGGAAAUCUAUAACUUGGCCUACUGUGAGGCGCUACUCGAUCUGGUGCUAUUGCAGAAGGAAUACGUAAAGCAGUUCUUCUUUGAGAAGCGUGUGGGCAGCGGAGGACUGCCGGGGGUAUCGCAACAUCGGGGCUCCUGCCCGUGCCUCGUGGACGGCAUCACCGCCAGCUUUGGAUGAUUGACGACAAUACGGGUACGGGGCUACAGCAUUACUACUGCCAAAGCCGCCAGCCUAGAUACUAAAAAGCCACAUAGGGCUUCCUCUCUCACCUCCAAUUAUAUAUUCGGUCGCACUCGGCGACAGCGACAGCGUCAGCGCAAACGCAAGCGCUUCAAAUUUUGUAAACGGAAGAGGAAGCGUUUGCCUCUCGACUGUGGUUAUAGUCGUGAUCGUUGUGGUGGUGCUGGUGAACUUUGGCACGGAUCUUCCUCUUCGUCGUCCUGUGUGCCUCGCAUCUGUGUUGUCGUCGCGCGCCAAAAUGGUAUCACAUAGAGGGUUGUCAGUCAUUAAUUUACCAUUUGUUACCAACGGCCUUUUAAUGCCUGACUCCGGCUCCGGCUCCGGCUCGUCCCCCUCGUUCCCCUGCUGGGUGGCUCGCGAGUUGCGCAGCUGACAUCGCCGGCUGCCAAAAUUGCCGCCAGUGGCGACUUCAGUUGUACAAAGACAAUCAAAUCAAACCGAAGUGCGAGUCAAACGCAAAGUGAGAAAAUUGUAUACUAAGCAAACUACAUGUAAACAAAAGAAAAAAACGUUUCGAUAUCAACAUAUAUAUACACACACAUAUAUACAUACGUGUAUAUAUACGAGUAUAUAUACAUACAUAUAUACAUAAAUACAGAUUAGAAUAUUUGUGCGAUCAUCAUCGCAAUCGCAAUCAGCGCUCGAUUGUGUGCGACUCCCCUUUCUCGAUACCAGACUCAAUCCAAGCUGAGAUUCAAAGGGAACAGUCUCCACAAAAAUGUCUGGCAGUCAAGACGGUGGCGCUUGCCUGCUGGCCGUUGCAGAUGAGGCUGUUGCCAGGCACGAGUUGCUGCCCCUCCAUGCCCUUCUCGAUGGCAGCAGUGGACAGUCGCAUUUGCAUUCGCAUUCGCAUACCCACUCCCAUCCUCAGCAUCAGGAGCGAACGAACCUCCACUUUCCCCGCAUCGCAACCAAAAACAACAUGUUGAAGCUGAAUUGGUGGCAUUCACCGACUCAGCCGAUCGAUCUGGUGGCAUCCUAUGCCCGCGCACACGAGCAACAACAACAGCAAUUGUUGCAGCAGACGCGGGGACAGCAUCCACCACAUCUAAUUGACAAUAACAAUACGGCUGCCCAAAGCAGCCUCAACACCCCGGCCAAGUCGACGCCCACACGCCUGCAUCUAGAUGGCAAGGAUCUGAAGCUUUUGGGAGCCGGGGACGGGUGUAGCUUGGAGGGUGAAGACGAAGACUUCGAUCUACAGGACUCCCAGCUACUUGUCGGUGAUCCAAAGCCAUGCAUUGGUGUAUUGAACCAAAGUCAGGAGGACGAGAUGAAAAUAUGCGGCUAUCAGCGUUCACGCAUGCGCACAUUUCUCUGCUGGAUUUGCAUAUGCCUGACAGCCGGACUGCUGCGUCUGGUGCUCCACUGGUGGCGUCAUUGGUAUCUCUUUGCCACAUGCCGCCCCUGCCCCCUCCAGGAUGCCGAACAGGUGCUGGUCGAAGAAGACUACCAGGGAAAGCACAAAGUCUACCAUGUGAAGACUGUCAGCAACCUGACCGUAGAGGACUUGAGCAAAUGCUUGCUACAACAAGCACACACCGUCGAAACCCCAAGAUCCCCAGAAAAUUUGGAUGAGACCAAAUUGCAAUUGUCGGUGCACUUCUCCUCCGCUCAGUUCAAAAAUUGUCGCAGCCUCCGAAUUUUUCGGUGCAAACAAUUGGUCUAUGCCUGGGACGCCAGCACGAAUUCGUUUAAUAAAAUUAAUGGAUUGGAUUGUAAUGUGCCCUGUUCGUAUUUCCAUCAGCAGCGGGGUCUGUCGGAGCAGGAGCAGCUGUCGCGACGGAUUGUUUACGGUUCCAAUGAAAUAACCGUGCCAUAUAGAGAUGUGAAAACACUGCUGUUCUUGGAAGUCCUUAACCCCUUCUAUGUAUUCCAAAUCUUCUCCGUCAUUCUGUGGUUCACCUAUGACUAUUACUAUUAUGCCUGUGUCAUAAUACUGAUGUCGGUAUUCGGCAUUGGCAUGUCCAUUAUACAAACCAAAAAGAACCAAGACGUCUUGCAGAAAACUGUGCUCAAUACAGGCAAUGCCUGGGUAGUCAAUCCGAAGGGCGUCUCCAAAGAGGUGCCCACACAAACUCUCGUGCCCGGUGAUAUAAUUGAAAUCCCCUCCAGCGGCUGUACGAUGCAAUGCGACGCAGUCCUCCUCUCAGGCAACUGCAUUCUCGAUGAGUCGAUGCUAACUGGGGAGAGUGUGCCAGUCACAAAGACUCCGUUGCCCAUGAAGCGUGAUGUGAUUUUCGAUAAAAAGGAGCAUGCACGGCACACCUUGUUCUGUGGAACGAAAGUCAUUCAGACGCGUUACAUCGGAUCCAAAAAGGUGCUGGCCUUCGUCAUUAACACUGGCAACAUUACAGCUAAGGGAGGACUCAUCAGAUCGAUUCUCUACCCGCCGCCUGUGGACUAUAAGUUUGAACAGGACUCCUAUAAGUUUAUUCAGUGCUUGGCGUUGAUCGCUUGUGUUGGCUUCAUUUAUACCCUUGUGACAAAGAUAUUGCGUGGAACGGACGGCGUGAAAAUAGCAGUAGAAUCCUUGGACUUAAUAACCAUUGUGGUGCCGCCGGCUCUGCCAGCUGCCAUGACUGUUGGUCGCUUCUAUGCUCAGAAGCGCUUAAAGAAAAAUGAUAUAUUUUGCAUAGCUCCGCGUUCUAUCAACGUUGCUGGUAGCAUAGAUUGCUGUUGUUUCGAUAAGACCGGCACGCUCACCGAAGAUGGCCUGGAUAUGUGGGGUGUGGUGCCAAAGUCCUCAACGAACCAGUUUCAAAUACCACUGAAAGAUGUUCAGCGUUUGCCUUACGACAAUUUUCUCUUCGGCAUGGUCACCUGUCAUUCUAUAACCGUACUGAAUGGUCAAAUGAUGGCUGAUCCAUUGGAUUUGAAAAUGUUCCAAUCGACUGGCUGGAUACUCGAGGAUUCCAAAAACGUACCUGAAAACGAAAAAUAUGGCCUGAUCUAUCCAACGAUUCUCCGUCAACCGAACCGAGGCGAUGUACAGCCGAAUUUAGCGCUAACAGAGACAGCUGGGGUGCAACGGCAAUCGUCCGUAGAUGAUUUGCUCGCCAACGUUGGUUUGUCGCAGGCCGAGAAGAACUACGAUCACGGCAUUGUGAGGGAGUUCCCCUUUACGUCUAGUCUGCAGCGCAUGUCUGUCAUAACGCGUUGUCUGAGCGCCCAGGGAUUCAAUGUCUAUUGCAAGGGUUCUCCCGAGAUGUUGCAGCAAUUGUGCCAUCCCCAGAGCAUCCCAGAUAACUACUCCCAGCAGCUUUCAACAUUCACCAAAAAGGGCUAUCGAGUCAUUGCCAUGGCAUUCAAAACCCUCAGCCCGAAGCUGAACUAUACCAAGGCACAAAGGUUGUCCCGUGAAGAGGUCGAACAUAAUCUAGAAUUCUUGGGCUUUGUCAUACUCGAAAACCGUUUGAAGCCCGAUACGACAGAGGUAAUCAAUUCGCUGAGCGCGGCCAAUAUACGGACGAUUAUGGUAACUGGCGAUAACAUUCUGACCGCGAUGAGUGUCGCACGCGAUUGUGGCAUCGUGAGUCCCUCGCAGGCUGUGAUUACGGUGCAUGCGGCACCGCUGGACCAUCAUGCCGGACAAAGACCUGAUCAUGUGCAGUAUGAAUUGCAAUAUACUCUGGAUCUGGGCAGCAAAACUUGCACCACUAUCGGCGCCCCACUCGCACUCAACGGGAACAACUUUAAGGAGCAGAAUCACUCCUUGGUAAAUGGCGUCGUGCCUCCUUCUACGCCGAGUAGUUGCGCUCCGAGCACCCUGCCGAAUAGCGACAGCCUAACCAGCGUAAAGACUUGCGCCACCUGGACCCACAACGAUGAGGAUGUCGAGCUUGGCACCCCAAUGGGAAUGGGCGCAUCGCCAGGGGACUCACGGGACUACGAGUAUCGCCUGAGCGAUAACUGGCGCAGACAUUACACUUUCGCUAUGGACGGAAAGACAUGGCAGGUGGUGCGAGAUCAUUUUCCGGAUCAAAUGGAGAUACUGUUGACCCGCGGCGUCAUCUACGCCCGCAUGUCUCCGGAACAGAAACAGGCGCUGGUCAUGGAACUGCAAAAAUUGGACUAUUGUGUGGCUAUGUGUGGAGAUGGUGCCAACGAUUGUGGCGCUUUGAAAGUUGCACACACCGGCAUUUCACUAAGUGAAACGGAAUCUUCGAUAGCAUCUCCCUUCACAUCCCGUAAUCCCACAAUCGCGUCCGUCCCUCACGUUAUUAAGGAGGGACGAGCGGCCCUGGUUACAUCGUUUGGCAUUUUUAAGUACAUGGCAGCCUAUUCGCUGGUUCAGUUCAUAUCUGUCAUGAUACUCUACUCGAUUGACUCAAAUCUGACGGACAAGCAAUACCUAUAUAUUGAUUUGGGUCUGUUAUCGGUCUUUGCCUUCUUCUUCGGCAAGACCGAUGCGUAUGCAGGUCGGUUGGCGAAGCAAGUGCCGCUCAGUUCGCUGAUAUCGCCAGCACCCUUGGUCUCCCUCGUGCUUCAUAUAUGUGUGGUGAUUGUCUUCCAAGUGGCUGGUUGGUACCAGGUGCACCAACAGAGCUGGUUUGUGCCAUUUCAACAUUCUAACGAGGAGCAUCUCGGGUGCUAUGAGAACUACACCAUGUUCGCCAUAUCCUGCUUUCAGUAUAUCAUACUUGCCAUCGUGUUCUCGAAAGGUGCUCCCUAUCGGGCCGCCAUCUGGUCGAAUUGGCCGUUGUGCCUAGCUCUUGUGCUUAAUAUUUGCAUUGUCACCUACCUGAUUGUCUAUCCGACCGAGUGGGCGGCCGAUUUCUUCCAGUUGAUUGUGCCGCCGGAAAUGAACUUUCGAUAUUAUAUGAUCAUAUACGGCGUUCUCAAUUUUGUGGCUCACAUCGUCAUCGAAACCUUUGUGAUCGAGUACUUAGUAUUCAAAAAAUUCCAAGUACGUCGUGAUCAAAAUGCGAAGACAUCGACCCGCAAAUACAUGCGGCUGGAAAACAACAUUCAAAAGUUCGAAAAUUGGCCGCCCAUAACGGAAGUGUACGAGCCACACGAUCCAUCCACAGCUGAGGAGGUGAAACCGACUUAUGUGAACCUGGGCGCCGAACAAGACUUGGAUAUGCCAAAGCACAGUGCCUUCCCCGGGUUCUUCGAGCCAGAGAUGAAUGGACAGCAAAUCCGUCAAUUGCCCAGUCCAGAGCCCUUGAAGGCGUCGGCUCUGCAAAUCUGAAAUUCAAAGGAUAACACAGGAUGAAGAACACGACAGUUACCUAACGUAUGCCUACGCAUCUGCGCAUGCGUAGCGCCAACCCAUUACUUACACAUACAGCCGACAUACAUAUUCAAAUAAUUCAUUUUGGGAAUGCCCUUGUAGCAUAGCUUUUAGUAAUUUAGGCGACGGUAUUGUCACUAUUAUUAUUAUUAUCAUUAUGAUUAUGAUUAUUAUCUA
This is a messenger RNA of Scaptodrosophila lebanonensis, 5686 nucleotides long. It is a transcript of the gene anne, whose product is annotated as probable cation-transporting ATPase 13A3. Gene Ontology annotation, biological process: intracellular calcium ion homeostasis; polyamine transmembrane transport. The transcript is spliced from 8 exons. The record is from RefSeq and is a predicted model, not a curated record. The coding region runs from base 989 to 5467 and encodes 1492 amino acids. Lineage: Eukaryota; Metazoa; Arthropoda; Insecta; Diptera; Drosophilidae. Gene Ontology annotation, cellular component: membrane. Gene Ontology annotation, molecular function: ATPase-coupled monoatomic cation transmembrane transporter activity; ATP binding; polyamine transmembrane transporter activity.